Messenger RNA from Anarrhichthys ocellatus (wolf-eel), 3356 nucleotides. It is a transcript of the gene kif11, whose product is annotated as kinesin family member 11. Gene Ontology annotation, cellular component: mitotic spindle; spindle microtubule; nucleus. NCBI's taxonomy places the organism in Eukaryota, Metazoa, Chordata, Actinopteri, Perciformes, Anarhichadidae. Bases 1 to 3183 code for a protein of 1060 amino acids. The transcript has 26 exons. Gene Ontology annotation, biological process: microtubule-based movement; spindle elongation; mitotic spindle assembly. The record is from RefSeq and is a predicted model, not a curated record. Gene Ontology annotation, molecular function: plus-end-directed microtubule motor activity; ATP binding; microtubule binding.
AUGGCUUCACACAACCUGAGCGGCUUGAAACGGGACGAGAAGGGGAGAAACAUCCAGGUGGUGGUCAGAUGCAGGCCUUUCAACACGAUUGAGCGCAAGUCGUCCUACGGGGUCAUGGACUGCGAUCCGAGCAGGAAGGAGGUGAGCGUGAAGACGGGAGGGAUGAACGACAAGGCGUCACGAAAGACCUACACGUUUGACAUGGUAUUCGGUCAAGCUGCCAAGCAGAUUGAAGUGUACAGGAGCGUCGUUUGUCCCAUUCUGGAUGAAGUCAUCAUGGGAUACAACUGCACUGUUUUUGCCUACGGUCAGACGGGAACAGGAAAGACGUUCACCAUGGAGGGAGAGAGGAGUCCAGACGAGGAGUUCACCUGGGAGGAGGACCCGCUGGCCGGUAUCAUCCCCAGAACGCUGCACCAGAUUUUUGAGAAGCUCUCUGAGAACGGCACCGAGUUCUCUGUUAAAGUCUCUCUGCUGGAGAUCUACAACGAGGAGCUGUUCGACCUGCUCAGCCCCAGCGAGGACGUCACCGAGCGGCUGCAGCUGUUCGACGACCCUCGUAACAAGCGCGGCGUGGUGGUGAAGGGCCUGGAGGAGAUCACGGUUCACAACAAAGAUGAAGUUUAUCAGAUCCUGGAGAGAGGAUCAGCCAAGAGGAGGACAGCCUCCACGCUCAUGAACGCGUACUCCAGCCGCUCCCACUCCGUGUUCUCGGUCACCAUUCACAUGAAGGAGAUCACCAUGGAUGGAGAGGAGCUGGUGAAGAUCGGCAAACUCAACCUGGUGGAUCUCGCCGGCAGUGAGAACAUCGGGCGCUCCGGUGCGGUGGACAAGCGAGCUCGCGAGGCGGGAAACAUCAACCAGUCUCUGCUGACGCUCGGCCGAGUGAUCACCGCUCUGGUGGAGAAACGGCCUCACGUCCCGUACAGAGAGUCUAAGCUCACCAGAAUCCUGCAGGACUCUCUGGGAGGACGAACAAAAACCUCCAUCAUCGCCACCGUGUCGCCUUCCUCCAGCAACCUGGAGGAGACUCUGAGCACGCUGGAGUACGCCAGCAGAGCCAAGAACAUCAUGAACAAGCCUGAGGUCAACCAGAAACUCACCAAGAGGACGCUCAUUAAGGAAUACACGGAGGAGAUCGAGCGUCUGAAGCGCGACCUGGCCGCCACUCGAGACAAGAACGGAGUUUAUCUGUCUGCAGAGAACUACGAGAGCAUGUUGGGUCAGAUCACCUCUCAUGAGGUGCACACAGUCGAGUACAGCGACAGGAUCGCCGCCAUGGAGGACGAGAUCAAGAAGGUCACUGAGCUGUUUGUGGACAGUAAAACCCGACUGGAGCAGUGCACUGUAGUCCUGGAUGAGAAGCAGCAGAGGUUGGAGGAGACGAGCAGAGACCUGCAGCACACCAAGGAGAAGCUGAGUGAGGAGGAGUUUGUCUGCACGGAGCUCACCUCCGUCCAGGAAUCUCUCUAUGACACGGCAGGACAGCUGCUCAGUACAGUGGACGCCAGCACCGGUGACGUGUCGGGUCUCCACGAAAAGCUGGACAGGAAGAAAAAGGUGGAGCAGCACAACAGUGAGAUCCAGCAGAGCUUUUCUCAGCGGAUGGAGGGAGCACUCAGCAGCAUGCAGCGCUGCGUUCAGCAGCAAGGAGCCCAACACCACAACAUGCUGAGCGGCUACUCGCAGGCCAUCGACGGAGUGCUCGUGAUGAACGAGGCGGCGCUGAAGGGAGCGCUGACCACCGUGGAGUCCUUCGUGGGUGGAGUCGGCCAGCUGGUGGCCGAGGGCGUGACUCGCUGUCAGGACAGAGUGCAGCAACAGGAGGCGCUGUGUUUACAGGACAAGGAGACGCUGCUGCAGCUGCUGGACGAGCAUCAACAGGACAUGGAGGAGGUGCUGGAGGCUCGGACUCUGACGGGUCUAUCAGCUGUGAAGGAGCUCAACGACACUCUGAGAGCCACCAUGGAGACGCAGCGAGCUCUGGCCGACAAGGUGGAGGCGAUGAAGGAGGUGGGUGUGUUCUUCAGCGGCUUGGUUCGGGAGCUGGCCGGGCUGCGGGAGGAAGCCGUGCAGAGCCUGAGCUCGCUGCAGGCCGAACAUGACAAGCUGGAGGACGAGAUCAGACAAGCGCAGGACAGACAGCAGGCGGGUAUGAAGCAGACAAUGCAGUUCCUGCAGGACCAGCUCAACCUGCUGUCCCUGGAGGCCCAGAAGGACUACACAGAUCUGCGCUGUGCUACCAAAGCGCUGCAGAAACCUCUACAGAUCCUCCAGGAGAACAUCAGCAGCGGUUGCAGUACAGUCGAGCGUCGGGUCUCGGCCCAAGCUGAUGUCCUCUCCUCCACCUCCUCCUCGCUCGCCUCCUCUCUGCGUCUGAACGCCGACGAAAGCCGGCAGGCGCUGGAGGAGAUGACAGGCUGCUGCUCACACCUCCACAGCUCCGUGUCCGGUCUGGUCCAACGUGAUCUCCAGUGGAGCUCCAGAGCCAUGGAGCAUGCGGAGACUCAAGCCCAGGAACACCUCUCCAUACUGGGGAAGAUUUCCACUGAAGCUCAGACUCUCCAUCAGAGCGUCGAGAUGCGCUGCACCGAACAGCUCCGGACAACAGAGGAGGAGCUGUCCGGUCGGCAGGAGGAGGUGAAGCGGUCUCUGAUGUCCGUGCAGAACCAGACCUCCCUGAACCGGACGGUUGUGGACCAACAGCAGGCCGAGCUCCGGGACAGCGUGGAGACGAGCCAACAGCUGGUCCACGGCUUCCUGCAGGAAGAGCUGCAGCAGGAUGUUCCCACCGGUGCGACCCCUCAGCGGCGGGACUUUGUGUAUCCCAAGCGGCUGGAGAAGUUGCGGAGCCGCGGCGAGCUGCUGGAGAGCCUGAGGAGGCAGCAGGAGGCGCUACAGGCCGCCAUAGAGGAGGAGGAGAACGAGGAGGAAGAGGACAAAAACAGCCAGGUUGAUCACGACUCUCUGGAGGACGAGCUGAGUAUUUGUAAUGAAAGCUUGGCCACAGAGCCGUCCUUCAUCGACGAGAACCUCGUCUUCAACGAGAGCAAACGCGUUCCCUUCUUCAAGCAAAAGAAGGGUGGUAAGAAGGAGACAAAGAUCCUCGCCAGGCAGAAAGCGUCAGAAAACGAACCCUCAACGCCACAGAAAUCCAGACUACCACUCCGCUCUCAGAACUAAAACAGUUUAAAUAUAUUCUUCUCAAACAAUGUUGUUACUGUCCAACUCUUGUUUUUAACUUGUUUUGUCUUCUAAAUGUUAAGAUGCUGCGUAAUGAAUGUGUCUUGUUUUUAGUAGUGUAUGACUCAACGCCUUCAAGUUGUUUGUAAAAUUAAAGAGAUUUAUACUUGUUU